Messenger RNA from Melospiza melodia melodia, 360 nucleotides. It is a transcript of the gene PCP2, whose product is annotated as Purkinje cell protein 2. The transcript is spliced from 4 exons. Gene Ontology annotation, molecular function: protein binding; guanyl-nucleotide exchange factor activity. The record is from RefSeq and is a predicted model, not a curated record. Lineage: Eukaryota; Metazoa; Chordata; Aves; Passeriformes; Passerellidae. Bases 19 to 324 code for a protein of 101 amino acids.
GCCGCUCCCCCACCCGCCAUGGCGGCCCCGGGGGGCUCCGAGCCCGAGCGCGGCGCGGGGGGGUCCCCAGAAGGGGGGUCCCCAGAAGGGGGCUCCCCAGAACAGGAGGGUUUCUUCUCGCUGCUGAGCUCCGUGCAGGGAACGCGCAUGGACGAACAGCGCUGCAGCCUGGGGGGGGGCACCGGAGGGGCAUCGGAGCCGCCCCCCCCCGAGCUGGCAUCGCUGCUGGACAUGGUGGCGAGCACGCAGGGCCGCAGGAUGGACGAGCAGCGCCUGCCCGUGCCCAGGCUGCCCGGCUUUGGCACGGGGGGCACGCAGGACUGAGAGCCCCGGACACCCCCAGGACCCCCCAGAAACGCC